GAAAUCCCUCCACAAAAUAAAAACCACAUCACACACAAUUCUGCAGUCUCUUUCGCGAAACGUUUGUAUCACGGGAGGUAGAAGGAAGUAGGAAGUCGUAGCUGUUGUUGAAGGAAAGGUUGUUAUAUUUUCCAAGAACGGGAAUUUAAGAAGGAAAAAAACAAAGGAAAUUUGUUCGACACAUAAAUUAGUAGCCAUGUCUUCAUUAUCUCGUCGUGCUUGCUACAAGUGCGGAAACGUUGGUCAUUAUGCUGAAGUUUGCGCUUCUGCUGAACGCCUUUGCUACAACUGCAAGCAACCUGGACACGAAUCGAAUGGUUGCCCAUUGCCAAGAACUACCGAGGCUAAGCAGUGUUACCACUGCCAAGGCUUAGGACACGUUCAAGCUGACUGCCCAACUUUGCGUAUCAGCGGAGCUGGAACCACCGGUCGAUGCUACAACUGCGGUAUGCCUGGCCAUUUGGCUAGAGCUUGCCCAAACCCAAACAACGGAAUGCAAGGUCCUCCUCGUGGACUUGGUGCUCCUCGUGGUGGAUUUGGCGGCGGAUUUGCUCCUCGCGGUGGAUUUGCUGGCGGACCACGCCCAGCCACUUGUUACAAGUGUGGUGGUCCAAACCACUUUGCCCGUGAUUGCCAGGCUCAAGCCAUGAAGUGCUAUGCAUGCGGAAGAACUGGACACAGCUCCCGUGAGUGCACUAGCCCCAACGGUGGUGUUAACAAGGCUGGAAAGACUUGUUACACUUGUGGAACCGAAGGUCACAUUGCUCGUGACUGUCCAUCGAAGGGUCUCAAUGAUAACCUCGCUGGAGAGGGCGGUGCCGGCAUAGUUAGCAACAUGGAAGGUGCUUCAAUCGCUCCAGUUGCAGCUCCUGUUGCAUAGGUCCCUUUACUAGGGAUGCCAUUGUUCGAUAGGCCUCGAUGAACUAUCGAUCAUUGCUUUUACACUGGUUCAUCGUAUUUUGUCUCUCAUUUGUAAUUUGGACAACAUCAAUUGAUCCAAGGCCGUCUACUCGUUUUCUCGGUGUGCGAAGAUCGAACAGCAUAAUAAGCAUUAUAUCAAAACCUUACGGAUUGCUUCUUUUCGGCGCUUAGUCAUUCCCCAUGUUUCUUUUGAUAUGUUCUACAAAAAAAUUAAAAAAGCAUUUUUGCACGCGAUAUCCAUUUCCUAUACCCUUUACGAACUGGCAACCCGGUAAAUACCUACAACAUUACCUUUGACGACGUGGAACCAUUAUUUUCUGUGGUUUUCAUCUUACAAGAUAGAUUUCAAGAUUUUUGGGCGACUUGCAAAGCAAAAGCAAACAGGCGAAAAGUUCUUUUCUAUCUUAUUUUUAAUGAUGUGAUGUUAUGAACAAACAAUGGGUUCAAUCUCACAUAUGAUCUAAUCACAAAGCAAGCAAGAGGCUGUGAGGCACGAAUGGUUGGAGAGUUGGUCUUUGUUGGAGGUGAAUUCCAAACGACAAUAAGAAACAAGUGAUAAGAUGUUUAGUUGGACGGGCGAUGAACGAUUUGAGGAGAUCCCAAAGGAAAGGAACGGAUUUAGGCUUGAGAGCACCUGGGCUGGACUGGGGGCUUGAGUCUGAAUUGGUGGAUUGAGGGACGUAAAGGAAAAGAAAGACUUUUGUUGAUCGAUCGUCGUUUGUUGACUUCUUUUUAUGUGCUUAGGGAUGCUCUUGAAUGGGGUGGGUGUGUAGAGAUUCAAGGGGGGGUGGAAUAGGAAUGGGAAUUGAGUGAUGCGAUUGUUCAAAAAUGAGUUUUAUAAGAUUUGAUGCGAAGUGAUGAUAUGAUGUGAUGUGUGAAGUGUGAGAUGUAUGUGGAUAUGUAUGUUUGUGUAUAUAUAUAUGUAUGUGUAUGUUUGUGGUUUUGGAUAGUAGGUGAGAUGGGGUAUGAGUGGAAUGAAAUAAAAUAGAGUGAGUAGGGAGGGGUUUAGAAGUA
Molecule: messenger RNA, 1935 nt
Organism: Botrytis cinerea B05.10
Lineage: Eukaryota; Fungi; Ascomycota; Leotiomycetes; Helotiales; Sclerotiniaceae
Exons: 6
Coding region: 197-880 (227 amino acids)
Biological process (GO): positive regulation of cytoplasmic translation
Cellular component (GO): cytoplasm
Molecular function (GO): zinc ion binding; mRNA binding; translation regulator activity
Source: RefSeq, a predicted model, not a curated record